Helianthus annuus (common sunflower) is the source of this 1554-nucleotide messenger RNA. RefSeq names its product vignain. NCBI's taxonomy places the organism in Eukaryota, Viridiplantae, Streptophyta, Magnoliopsida, Asterales, Asteraceae. Gene Ontology annotation, cellular component: lysosome. The transcript is spliced from 4 exons. Gene Ontology annotation, molecular function: cysteine-type endopeptidase activity. The record is from RefSeq and is a predicted model, not a curated record. The coding region runs from base 311 to 1357 and encodes 348 amino acids.
GUCUCUCACACGCUGCAUUCCUGAUCUUGAUCCUUAUCAAGAUGAUGCCCAACUGAAAGUUAUCAAGAGCACACAAGAUGAACUCAGGUCCACAGGCUUUAAAUGCUCAAAUGACGUCCGCUUUUAGCUCGAACUGAUUUCCUGCUAAAAAUAGUAAGUUAGCUUCUAAAGUAUGGCUCACUUUCUCUUUAUAUCCUAUGACAAUUGUGUUCAUAUGAUGCAAACAAUAACAAACCACCCCAUUCAUUUCACUAUAUAAAGUCUCGCAUUUCGUUUCACUUUCCUUCAUCAAAUUAUUUACAAAUCCGUCAUGGAAUGUAAUAAGGUUUUCGUUCUUUCUAUCUCUCUUGCUUUGUUUAUCGGUGUGGUCAAUUGCAUUGACUUCACCGAAAAGGACUUAGCCACAGAUAAGAGCCUGUGGGAUUUGUAUGAAAGAUGGGGAAGCCAGCAUAUGGUUUCAAGGGCCCCUGAUGAAAAAAAGAAACGGUUCAAUGUGUUCAAGUAUAACGUGAACCACAUUAACCGAGUGAACCAGCUGGGCAAACCGUACAAGCUGAAACUCAACGAGUUUGCUGAUAUGACUAACCAUGAGUUCAAGGCUGGUUUUGAUUCAAAAAUCUUGCACUUCAGGAUGCUAAAAGGCAAAAGGCGACAGACCCCGUUCACGCAUGCGAAGACCACUGAUCCACCGCCAUCCAUUGACUGGAGGACGAAUGGAGCCGUCAACCCUAUCAAGAACCAAGGCCGAUGUGGUAGUUGUUGGGCGUUUUCAACCAUAGUUGGGGUGGAGGGUAUCAACAAAAUCAAGACUAACCAGCUAGUAUCCUUAUCUGAGCAAGAGCUUGUUGAUUGUGAAACCGAUUGCGAAGGAUGCAAUGGUGGUUUAAUGGAAAAUGGAUAUGAGUUCAUUAAGGAAACCGGUGGGGUUACAACCGAGCAAAUUUACCCAUAUUUUGCCCGCAAUGGACGCUGUGAUAUAUCAAAGAGAAACUCGCCUGUAGUGAAAAUCGAUGGUUUUGAAAAUGUACCCGCCAACGAUGAGAGCGCGAUGUUGAGAGCCGUUGCUAAUCAGCCCGUCUCAAUUGCUAUAGAUGCUGGAGGUCUUAAUUUCCAAUUUUACUCUCAGGGUGUUUUCAACGGGGCGUGUGGGACCGAGCUGAACCAUGGUGUGGCCAUUGUGGGGUACGGGACAACUCAAGAUGGAACGAAUUAUUGGAUCGUGAGGAACUCGUGGGGAACUGGGUGGGGCGAACAAGGUUACGUCAGGAUGCAGCGUGGGGUUAACGUGCCUGAGGGAUUGUGUGGGUUAGCCAUGGAUGCAUCUUACCCGAUUAAGGCAUCAUCGGUUAACCUUUAAAAUGUGACUAAAGAUGAGUUCUAGGAUCAUGAAAUUCCAUCUUCAUAUGUUUUCUAGUUCUUUUGUUUCUAGUUAUUUAUGGUUUUGCUUAAUGAUGAUAGAAGACCACAAAUAAAAGAUUUGAAUUCCUCCUUAAGAGACUACUGUUUCGUACCAGUUAUUUAUAUUAUGGAAAAGAAAACUGAACCAUUUCUAUA